This is a messenger RNA of Lacerta agilis (Sand lizard), 7615 nucleotides long. RefSeq names its product golgi glycoprotein 1 (gene GLG1). Gene Ontology annotation, molecular function: fibroblast growth factor binding. The record is from RefSeq and is a predicted model, not a curated record. The coding region runs from base 59 to 3565 and encodes 1168 amino acids. Gene Ontology annotation, cellular component: Golgi membrane. NCBI's taxonomy places the organism in Eukaryota, Metazoa, Chordata, Lepidosauria, Squamata, Lacertidae. The transcript is spliced from 26 exons.
CUAAGGCAGCGAGGCCGGGCCGGGCCGAGCGGAGCUGAGGAGAGGAGUCGCAUCCAAGAUGGCGCCGUGCGGACGUGUCCCGGCCCGGAGACGCGGGCCGGGCCCUCUCCUCGCCGCUCCUUUCCUCUGGCUGCUCGUGGCUCUCGGGUCAUCCCGGGCACAGCAGCAAGGCGGGGCAGCGGCGGGCGGGGCCGCCCAGGUGUUCCCGGGGCAGCAGCAGCAGCCGGCGGUCGUAGGGGGAAUGGGGGGCCAGCCGCUGCCUCAGUUGGGGCUGGGAGCACUCCCGGGAGGCGGCGGAGGCGGAGCUGGGGGCGGCCGUCUGCCCCGCGGGGGCUCCUCGGCGGGAGGCGGCUGGAAGCUGGCGGACGAGCCGGUGUGCCGCGAAGACGUGACCCGCGUCUGCCCCAAGCACAGCUGGGCCAACAACCUGGCCGUCCUCGAGUGCCUGCAGGACGUGCGGGAGCCGGACAAUGAAAUCUCAUCAGACUGCAACCACCUGUUGUGGAACUAUAAGUUGAACCUGACUACAGAUCCAAAAUUUGAAUCAGUGGCUAGAGAGGUUUGCAAGUCUACCAUAUCAGAGAUCAAAGAGUGUGCUGAUGAGCCUGUUGGGAAAGGUUACUUGGUGUCCUGCUUGGUAGAUCACAGAGGAAACAUCACUGAAUACCAGUGUCACCAGUACAUCACCAAAAUGACAGCCAUAAUUUUCAGUGAUUACCGCCUGAUCUGUGGCUUCAUGGAUGACUGCAGAAGUGAUAUUAACAUCCUGAAGUGUGGCAGCAUUCGUCUCGGAGAAAAGGAUGUCCAUUCUCAAGGAGAGGUGGUGGCCUGCCUGGAGAAAGGGCUGGUAAAGGAGGCAGAAGAGAUUGAGCCACGAAUAAAGGUCUCAGACUUGUGCAAAAAAGCUAUUCUCCGUGUAGCUGAGCUCUCCUCUGAUGAUUUCCACUUGGAUCGGCACUUAUAUUUUGCCUGCCGGGAUGACCGGGAACGCUUCUGUGAGAACACUCAGGCUGGGGAAGGCAGGGUGUACAAGUGUCUCUUUAACCACAAAUUUGAAGACUCUAUGAGUGAAAAGUGCCGUGAUGCAUUGACAACCAGGCAAAAGCUGAUUGCACAAGAUUACAAAGUCAGUUACUCAUUGGCAAAGUCCUGCAAAAGUGAUUUAAAGAAGUACCACUGUAAUGUAGAGAACCUUCCUCGUUCCCGAGAGGCCCGACUAUCCUACUUGCUAAUGUGUUUAGAAUCUGCUGUGCAUAGAGGUCGGCAAGUGAGCAGUGAAUGCCAAGGAGAAAUGUUGGACUACCGUCGCAUGUUGAUGGAAGAUUUUUCACUGAGCCCAGAGAUCAUCCUUGGUUGCCGCAGUGAGAUUGAGCACCACUGCUCAGGACUGCAUCGGAAGGGCCGCACCCUGCAUUGCCUGAUGAAAGUUGUGCGAGGAGAGAAGGGGAACCUGGGAGUCAGCUGCCAGCAGUCGCUUCAAACACUAAUCCAGGAGGCAGACCCUGGUGCUGAUUACCGCAUUGACAGAGCAUUGAAUGAAGCCUGCGAAUCAGUGAUACAAACAGCCUGCAAGCACAUCCGUGCUGGAGACCCCAUGAUUCUCUCUUGCCUUAUGGAGCAUUUGUAUACAGAGAAGAUGGUGGAAGAUUGUGAGCACAGACUCCUGGAGCUCCAGUACUUCAUCUCACGGGACUGGAAACUGGAUCUUGUGCUCUACCGCAAGUGCCAGGGAGAUGCAUCCCGACUUUGCCAUACACGCGGCUGGAAUGAGACGAGUGAGAUGAUUCCUCCUGGGGCCAUCUUCUCCUGCCUGUACAGACAUGCCUAUCGUACAGAGGAACAGGGGAGGAGGCUAUCCCGGGAAUGCAGGGCAGAAGUACAACGAAUUCUACACCAGCGUGCCUUGGAUGUAAAACUGGAUCCAGCUCUGCAGGACAAGUGCAUGAUAGAUCUGGGGAAAUGGUGCAGUGAGAAAACAGAGACUGGACAGGAACUUGAAUGUCUCCAGGACCAUCUGGAUGACUUGGCGGCUGAAUGCAGAGACAUUGUUGGAAAUCUUACAGAGCUGGAGUCUGAAGAUAUUCAGAUAGAAGCCUUGAUGAUGAGAGCAUGUGAGCCAAUUAUCCAGACCUUCUGCCAUGAAGUGGCAGACAACCAGAUUGACUCAGGAGACCUCAUGGAGUGCCUCAUUCAGAACAAACACCAGAAGGAGAUGAAUGAAAAGUGUGCAAUUGGAGUCACGCACUUCCAGCUGGUUCAGAUGAAAGAUUUCAGAUUCUCCUACAAAUUUAAAAUGGCCUGCAAAGAGGAUGUCCUGAAGCUGUGCCCCAACAUCAAGAAAAAGGUGGAUGUGGUGAUCUGCCUGAGCACCAUUGUACGCAACGACACGCUGAGAGAUGCAAAGGAGCACCAGGUCUCCAUGAAGUGCCGCAAGCAGCUACGUGUUGAGGAGCUGGAAAUGACUGAGGAUAUCCGCCUGGAACCAGACCUUCAUGAGGCCUGCAAAUCGGACAUCAGGGACUACUGCCAGAAUGUCCCCUAUGGCAAUGCUCAGAUUAUUGAGUGUCUUAAGGAAAACAAGAAGCAACUGAGCACUCGCUGCCAUCAGAAAGUUUUCAAACUCCAGGAGACGGAGAUGAUGGAUCCAGAACUAGAUUAUACUCUCAUGCGUGUUUGCAAGCAAAUGAUCAAGAGAUUCUGCCCAGAAGCAGAUGCAAAGAACAUGUUGCAGUGUUUGAAACAGAACAAGAACAGUGAAAUGAUGGAUCCCAAAUGCAAACAAAUGAUUACCAAGCGCCAGAUUACACAGAACACAGAUUACCGCCUGAAUCCAGUGCUCAGGAAGGCCUGCAAAGCUGACAUCCCCAAAUUCUGCCAGAGCAUUCUGACCAAGGCCAAGGAUGAUUCCGAGCUUGAAGGACAGGUCAUAUCCUGCUUGAAGCUGAAAUACGCAGACCAGCGUCUCUCUCCCGACUGUGAAGAUCAGAUUCGAGUGAUUAUCGAGGAAUCCGCUCUUGAUUACCGGUUAGAUCCUCAGUUGCAGAUGCACUGCUCAGAAGAGAUUUCUAGCUUGUGUGCUGAGGAAGCAGCAGCCCAGGAGCAGACAGGACAAGUGGAAGAAUGCCUUAAAGUGAAUCUCCUAAAGAUCAAAGCAGACAUGUGCAAGAAGGAGGUACUCAACAUGUUGAAGGAGAGUAAAGCUGAUAUCUUUGUGGACCCCGUCCUUCAUACAGCCUGUGCCCUUGACAUCAAGCACCACUGUGCUGCCAUCCCACCAGGAAGAGGGCGACAGAUGUCCUGUCUGAUGGAGGCCCUGGAGGACAAGCGUGUGAGGUUGCAGCCUGAGUGUAAGAAGCGCCUUAACGACCGGAUUGAAAUGUGGAGCUACGCUGCCAAGGUUGCCCCAGCAGAAGGCUUUUCUGAUCUUGCCAUGCAAGUGAUGACCUCUCCAUCCAAGAACUACAUCCUCUCAGUGAUCAGUGUGGGCAUCUGCAUCCUGUUCCUAAUUGGCCUGAUGUGUGGGCGUAUCACGAAGCGAGUGACACGAGAGCUGAAGGACAGGUAGAGCCUGCCUUGGUAGUUAAAGGGAAGAAGGAAGGAAAGAAGGCCUGCCUGCCUGCCCGUUGCCCAGUUUGUACAGCCCUCCUCUGUAUAGUCUCCCCUCCCACCUCUCUGGAGAGUACAAACAGAUUAGAACAGCAGCCCGUGCCAGCUGAGUGUCCCAUCUCGUCCAUGGCUUCUCCACCCUCGGAACGAGUUGGCACGUGCAGCCUUGGCGGUCCAGCCAGCAGCUUCGUUACCCUGUCGUUAGCGACUGUUGUUUGCCUGCCUGUAGACAAGUUUUUUCUCUUUCCCUUUCUCUCUUUCUCAUGCUGUCGGAACUGCCUUCACUCCCCAGACAGACUGACAACCUGCAGCUCAAGAGGUUUUUAAAGCAAAUUUUUAAAGAUCUGUUCCAGGCAUAGUGUUGGACAGUAGGUCUUGGUGUGGAAGUGUUUGUGCUCCUUGGCUUAGGCAGGAGGACCGAGGGGAAGGGACAUCACCCACCAUUCACAGCUGGCCUUGCUUUGGACAUCUGGCUCACCCUGGAACAAGCAUCUCCAGCACAUAAUCAGUUAGCAAGAGUUGCCCCCAGAGGCUCGUCAUCAUCUCUACUGUUUUUGUGCUUUUGUUACUGUAUUCUGUUGUACUUCUUUUUUUCUUUUUGUGGCUUGUUCCUCCAUUUUUGCCAAAAGGCAAUGCCUUCCAUACUUCUCCAAUCUUUGGGGUUAAUAAAAUAUUGACCAAAUUAAAGAAACUUCAGUGGUCUUACAGGCACCCCUUGCAAAACCAUACUGUUACCUCAAGGGAAGCCUUUGGACAAGCUACGGUGGAGCUGUGGUCUUGGGUAGUAAGGUGGUGGUUUUGGAAGAAAAUGAGGAUUUGGGUCCUCCCCAAAGGGUUCUUAUUUACAAGUUACUGAAGUUUCCUCCCGGAACUGUCAGGGAGGGUGUAAGACUUUUCUGCUGUCAAGAGUCCAUCUAAAGAGAUAAUCAGCCAUUUGGGAAGUAGGGAAGCUGGCAGGGCUCCCUACACUAAGCAAGGAUGGGGGAGAGGAGGGGGGAUAGCUUUCUGAGAGUUGGAUGGGAGAGGUAUCUUUGCUGAAGCGAUGCUUUUAGUAACAGUACCACCAUCACCCUGUUUGCAAUGAGCAGGAGUGUGCUCCUUGUUUGUUGGUUGGAGAGCACAGGGAGUAACUUGAAGAAGAGGAAAUACGCAUGUGCAGGCUCCUUGUGGAUAGUAGGAUAUCUAUCAGCCUGUUAGACAUGGUUGCCUGUAUGCUCUAGAGGGCUAAAUCAUGAGUCUGCCCGACACAAGGCUUGAGUGCAACAUCUUCUUCCCCUCCCUGCCCCUUUUCCUGCUUUGCUGCAACUGCUCAGUCAAAUGUCAACUUCUCAGCGUUCUGCAUUAACGUCACAAAAGCAAGGGGCUUUUGGCAAUGGGACCAGCUGAUCUUAAUGAUGAUGUGGACAUACUCAGCCAUACCACUACUGUGAAUAUUUUCUGCUGCUCUUGAAGUGUUGGUAAAAGGCACACAAGUUUUUAGCUUUAGGAAACCUUUAUUUUUCAUCCUACUGGAAAGCAAGUCGUGCAAAGUGUGGCUUUGUUUUCCUGAGGAUGGCAAACUGGAAAAGCUUGUGCAAGAAUCUCACCCCACCCCACCCCUGAGGCCCACUGACUGUUUCAGGCCUCCAAAAUUAUGAUGAUUAGGGAAAUCAGAGAUCAGUGGGCGAGCCUGUGUGUACUGAAGGUUUUUUUUUGGACUAUGGCCACUAGAUUGGAUUUCCUUCCCCGGCUUCUGAUAUUACUGAAUCUAUGAAGGAUGACAUUGGAAAGGAGUGUGUGCCAUAGUUCCCCAACUAGUGCAUGCUCAGUGCAUUCCAAAGCCUCUGUUCCCUACCCCCUUUCACCCACACCUGAAUGCCCUUCAGUAUUUUGUUAUUCUGUGUUUUAACUCUGAAGCAAGGCAUAGACUUAUUUAUCCUAAGGAAUCCACCUUGACUCUGAAAUGGGGUGGCAAUGGUGGAGGAUGCUCCCAGGGCAACCCAAGUCACUUGCAAGAGAGGCAGCCAGCAGAAGAUUAAUUGCAGGGUGCUUAGAGCUGCCAUUCAUGCUGUAGGAGGCAAAGAAUAGCCUUGGUCAUAUCAUCUUUUGAAUCCUACACAAUGUUGGGAAGAAACUGGUACUUGCAUAUGGUGACCCUGCAGCAAAUGCUGUGAAAGGAGAGGAGGCUCCCACCAUCCUGGCUAGCACAUGCAUUCAAAUAAAAUGCACAACGUAUUAUUCUUACAUUGCUUCCCUUCAGCCAGCUACAGUUGCCUUCCCUUGAUCCUAGUGGGAGUGUUGCAUUGGUUAAUGAAAGAAAAAUGCUCUCCUGACUAAAUUCCCAUAAUCAGCAGCAGUGGUUUUUGCAGGCAUAUAGUGAUGCUGCUGAAGAGGAGGAGCUUGUGUGAGAUGCACGUAAGGGAACUAGUUGCCUGGGAAGAGACAGAAUGCCAAAGCCAUUACAGCCAGCCAGUCACUCCAUUCUCUCAGUGACCUUGAGUGAGCCAUUGUUUUAAGAGAUGAGAAGAAGUCUCGAGUUCCAAGCACUGCAGGUCUCUGUCACGGCAUCACCUAAGCCUCCAUGCACUCUCCUUAGACCUUGUCAGUUUCAGUCUGACAGCUAAGUAUUCCUGCUUUGAGGCUUAUUUGAGGGACGGUUGUUUACAAAAAUUAUCCUAAAUCUAAAGUGGCAUUGUAUUGCCAGUGUUGUGCUUGCCACUUCUUCCUCAGAAUACGUGCCACUGCUUGAGGAAGAUGGAAGGGGCUGUGCUGCAGUUUGAAUGUUUGAAAAGUACCUAGGAAUUGGGAGCUUGUUUUUCUGCUUCUUCCCUAAAAGUUUCCCUGUUUGAACUUGUAGUACUUGCUGUCUUCACCACUAUGGCCUUGACUGUCUUGUAACACGAGUUCCUCCAGCUUCUGGACCCUGUGCUGCUGCUGCUUCUCCUUCCUUGUGUCUCAUCUAAAGUUGUGCUGAUGCUGCUCUCUUGGCUCUCAUCUCAAGGAAGGUCCCCUGGUUUGAUGCAUUGGAGAUGGAAGUAGGCAGUUUGGGCACUGCUCUAUGCAUAACAGGAUUAGAGCUCCUGCAGAAAAGCCCUGGUGGAGCCUAAAGGAGCAGGGAUUUCUUGGCUCUUAGUGGUGGCUCUUAGAUGUAGCCUGGGCUAUUCUCCUGUCCCAAAGUAAGCUAAGGAACUUGCUGAAUUGGAAAACACAUCCUGUUCCACUUCAUAGUUUGUACAACUGGGUUGAUAGGUUGCACACUCUUCCUACAUACACACUACAGGUGCAUCCAGAGCAUUAAUAUUAACAAACUGGAAGAGUGCUGGAUGUAGGGAACUGUCUUUAGGAAGUGGUGCCAUCCAGCAUGUGGUACCAGCACUGUCCUGGCCCCUGGCUUGUGCUGACACCUGUUCUCAUAUUGCUGGUCCUUAUGGACAGCUGUGACCAGCAUGAUAAUUGGUACCAUUUCUGUGUAGAUUCUGAGCAUCACGUGCGCUGCUUCUCCAUCCGACACUUGCAGACUCCUCCAUCCAGAGGCUCCCUAGUUGGCGCAAAGAGAAUCAAAUGGCUUAUCUCAAGGUUCUUGGAAAUGCAUCAGAGGCAGGCUGCAAUUUCCCUUCAGGUAUUCUUUGGAACUCAAUAUAAGUGGUGUUUGAUUGAAGAAUAGGCGUGUUUUGUGUUUGAGAGAAGCAAAACGCAGGCGCACAGAACAACUCAGGGUGGCAUAAAAGGGUUUGUAUUCGGUGCCCCUCCUGCAGCUUGCAAAACCAGCCCAUUGGAGAGACAGUAAAUUGGUAGAUUAUACAGCUAAUGUUGGCUGACCCUUAGUCCUUUAAAAAAAUGUAACAUUAACAAAGGUGUGUUUUUUUGUAAAUUGUUUUUCCUUUCUAUGUACAAAAUCUUGGCCAUUCUUUCUUUUUACAUGUUCAUGCUGUGUAAUUUUGAAUUGUUAACGGAGAUUCUGAACAUAAUGUGCAUUUUUUUCUGUACAGAUGAAAUGGGAGAAUUUAAUAAAAAAGAGUCUGCAGGUUUU